CAUAAUGGAUGCAAAUUGAUCGUUGUUUCCACUGGUAGAAAAUAUCGUGAGUUUCGCUAACGUGAAUGGACGUGGUCUUUAUUUACGGUUGGGCAUCGGUUGAUAAUCGUUUAAAUGGCGAUUAAACGAAAACUCGUCGCCGGGGUUGUACGCGAAUAAAUUGAACGAGGGCGCGGCCGCACGCGGACGCAUUCAUUCGCGACCAAAUUACAUGCUCGUUCGCCGAAUAAUCGAUGUUUCUAGUUGUCCAUGACAUCGUUAAAACGACACGUUUUGCUGAUGCUCCGACGGAGAAAUAAUUGGCGCGCGAGAACAGUCCACGUUCAGCCGUAUGAAUUUAUGAACAACCUAGCGGAGCGUUACAAUGGCGCGCGGUUAUUCUUACGCGCAGUCGCGAUGUAUUUUCGCAGCCAAUUAAAAUUAUAUCGCAGUAACAAGUCACAUGUAACUGUCCGGUAAAAUGAGAUCGCACCCCGGCCUCCCAGGUGACGACGAUAAUGAAGGAAAAUUUAUUGAGAUGAACGAGCGCGAACGUUCGCGGGAACACCGCGACAAUCCCGCGUACGGCGUGCUUCCAGCUUGAUAACCAGUAUCCUUUUAACAGUUAUCUAUCGCGAAGUUUCUCGAACACGACGGAGCCACGAUGAUAUCAAGCCUUAAUUCUUCUUCCUUCUUCUUCGUUCGCCUUUUCCUUCUCCCGCGAAAUACGAUUAUCGACGGCCAAAAGGAAAUUUAUCUACGACAAUGGAUUAUUACUGGCGGUUUUCAGCCAGUGUACCGUACAAAUUUUGGAAACGUGGAAUAUUUGACGAUUUAGUUAGAUGCACCGAUCGCUUUUCCUUUAAAUCGUCAAAUGGAAAUAAAAAUAAUCGUCCGAUGCGAAUACCCUGUAUCGAAAGACUAGACGACUACAAAUUACAAAAAAACGAUCAGAAACCUAUAUAUUCGUUCGUGUCCUCUCGCAAAACUAUCCAUAAGUCCGCGAAAUUCGUUCGACGAACACGCGCCACUGAAACAAAUCGUGUGUCUACGCCUGCUAAUUAAAGCCAUUGAAAAGGGCAUCGUUGCUAUAAAUAAUAUCCAGUCGAAAGCUCUAUAUAUAAAACGAUAGAACGAUUCGCUGCAAACAUUUGCCUACGAUUUGUUACGCUGCAACCCGUUCAUCGUAAAACAUCGUGGCUGUUUUGGAUUUCAAUCGUAACCGCCUGCAGCCUGCAACGAAACGUUGUUCGUGGAUUAAUACGAUUUUCCCUGUCGUGGCCGUCAACAUUGGUCGACAACGUGCACCAGUAACCAUAGUCGUACCUGCACCUGUAUCCGUACCUACCCGGUGCUCGUAUCCAUAUCCGUGCCAGCACCCAUACCAGCUUUCACAAUCGCCUCCGCAUCCGCCAACCUAUCACGAAGCGACGCGAUUACUUUUCAGUUUCAAUCGCGACCACCCGAGGCUUGUUUUCAUAUCGAUCGCUACCGAUGCAGCCUUCGAACGCGUCCAGCAAUAUCGUCGUUACACUUUGACGCUUAUGUUUGGCGUUACGACAUCACUAUGAAGCAAAAGAAAGAAGAGAAAACCACGUUGACACGAAAAAGGUAAAGGAAGAUCGAAAAGAUGCCAAUUGAUUUAUACGGCCUUGUGUAUAGUCCGCCAUGUCGGUCAGUUCUACUACUGGCAAAAGCGAUUGGAGUCCACUUGAACCUGAAAACGGUUUCCCCCAUGGACGGAGAACAUAUGAAGCCUGAUUUCCUAAAGCUAAAUCCUCAGCACGUGAUACCGACGAUAGACGAUAACGGAUUCAUUCUGUGCGAAAGUCGGCCAAUUAUGGGAUAUUUGGCGAGCAAGUACGCCAAAAAUGACUCUUUGUACCCAAAAGAUCCGAAAAAGAGAGGCAUGGUGGACCAAAUGCUAUACUUUGACGCCGGCUCGCUUCACGAGAACAUGAUUAAAUGCUACUAUCCAGUAGCGUUACAUGGAGCACACUCUCUGAACGAGGAAGACGUACAAGCCGUAGAAAAAUCAUGCGAAUUGUUGAACACGUAUCUGGAGAAUAGAGAGUUCGUUGCCGGUGAUACUCUUACCAUCGCUGAUUUUGCCAUCCAUACGACUAUUUGCAUUUUGUUGUGCUUCGACUUCGAUAUUGGUCGAUACGACAAUGUGGCUGCCUGGUACAAUCGUUGCAAGCAACUCCUGGAUAAAUUCGGUUUCGAGGAUGUGCACGCCCCUGGGACAAAAGUGUUUACCGAAUUGUAUCAGGCGAAUUUAGGAAAAUCUAGUUAACUCCGUGGUUGUAGAAUACAAUGAUAGAACCGUGAACUCGAUGCUCGUAUACCGAUGAUCGAGAUUAGACAUGAAACCUAUUCCAUCGUUUCGUAAAUCAUCGUUUCGUAAAUCAUCGUUUCGUUUAACGAGAACCUUGUCUCGUUAAGAAUAAUUUUCACCAAAAAAGGUAUUAAAAUCAUCGAUUAUUUAUUAUAGCUUAAAUUGAAAGACAAAUAUAAUUAAGUAACGAGUAUAUCGAUAAAAUACAA
This is a messenger RNA of Bombus huntii, 2526 nucleotides long. Its product is annotated as glutathione S-transferase 1-1-like. The record is from RefSeq and is a predicted model, not a curated record. Lineage: Eukaryota; Metazoa; Arthropoda; Insecta; Hymenoptera; Apidae. Gene Ontology annotation, biological process: glutathione metabolic process. The transcript is spliced from 6 exons. Bases 1610 to 2275 code for a protein of 221 amino acids. Gene Ontology annotation, molecular function: glutathione transferase activity.